AUGGAAAGGGUCAAAUGUUUACUCUCAGAUGUUAUACUCAGUGAAAAGUAUUGGGCUGAAGCUGCUAGCUAUGUUGUUUACACCUUAAAUAGGUGCCCACAUACAUCCCUAAACUUUAUAACCUCUGAAGAAAAAUGGACAAAACAUCCUCCUAACUUAGAUAACCUAAGAGUAUUUGGAUGUGUUGGAUAUAUACAUCAAAAUCAGGGAAAACUAAAGUCUAGGGCUGUGAAAUGUAUGUUUGUUGGGUUCACUGAAGGUGUAAAGGGCUUUAAAAUGUGGAACUCUGCUGAGAAAAGGUUUGUAGUCAGUAGGGAUGUUACCUUUAGAGAAAGGGAAAUGUUCAUGCAAAAAGAGAAGACUACAAUUGAGAUACCUAAAAGCUCUACAACUAGGAUUAAGGUGGAGGCCCCAAAAGACAAAUCUAUAGAUCAUGGCUCUCCUAAUGACUCAGAAGAAUAA
Molecule: messenger RNA, 462 nt
Organism: Benincasa hispida (wax gourd)
Lineage: Eukaryota; Viridiplantae; Streptophyta; Magnoliopsida; Cucurbitales; Cucurbitaceae
Source: RefSeq, a predicted model, not a curated record